This is a messenger RNA of Rana temporaria (common frog), 1147 nucleotides long. RefSeq names its product activation induced cytidine deaminase (gene AICDA). The annotation marks the transcript as partial. The transcript has 3 exons. Gene Ontology annotation, cellular component: nucleus; cytoplasm. Gene Ontology annotation, molecular function: RNA binding; cytidine deaminase activity; zinc ion binding. The record is from RefSeq and is a predicted model, not a curated record. NCBI's taxonomy places the organism in Eukaryota, Metazoa, Chordata, Amphibia, Anura, Ranidae. Gene Ontology annotation, biological process: cytidine to uridine editing.
CCCUCCAGCCUCUUCCUCAAGAAAAAUAAGUUCCUGUACAAUUAUAAGAAUCUGCGCUGGGCACGAGGCCGCCAUGAAACCUAUCUGUGCUACUUGGUCAAACGUCGCUACAGCUCCGUGUCCACCGCCAUGGAUUUUGGCUACCUGCGCAAUCGGAGCGGUUGCCAUGCAGAGAUCCUGUUUCUGCGCUACCUGCCGAUCUGGUUGGGGCAGGACCCGAACAGGCUGUUCAGAGUCACCUGGUUCAGUUCGUGGAGUCCCUGCUGUGACUGCGCUCGGCGCAUUGCCAACUUCCUACUUAACCAUCCCAACCUGAGCCUGCGCAUCUUCUCAGCAAGACUUUACUUCUGCGAAGAACAAAAUGCGGAACCAGAAGCGCUACGGAAGCUGCAGCAGGCUGGGGUGCGACUGGCAGUCAUGAGCUAUAAAGAUUAUUUCUAUUGUUGGAACACUUUCGUAGAGAACCGAGAGCGGAGAUUCGAGGCUUGGGAUGGACUACAUGAGAACUCUGUCCGAUUGGCAAGAAAAUUGAGGCGUAUUCUAGAGCCUCCCUAUGAUAUGGAAGAUCUGCAUGAAGCCUUUGGCCUUCUGGGACUGUAGGAAGCAUUGCAGUGGUCAAUGAGGUUUCCUCAAACCUGAUACCCUACCCUACACACUGCAAGGUGCCCACCUAAAACUAACUUGGAGGAAGGUAACAGACGUGACUCAGGCUCUGCUCACAUGACCGGACCACCAUGGUGUCUUCUUCUCUCAUACAUACUUGAUGUCCUUCAACACAGGAACAGUGUUGGGAACAAUCUCAGUUUAAUGUACAGUAUAGUUCCCUGUGUGGGGCCAACCUGCACUUCAUCUCUUUCACGUCUCCUUUUUUAACAAGAAUGGGGAAGUGUAGACACAGGAUUCAAUGCAAAGUCCAACCAAAAUAGCUAUUUUGGUAUUGCAUGGCAGCUGACAAGCUGGACCACAUACUAGUUUCUUAUAAUGCUAUAUAAAGUAAGAAUGUUUAAUGCUCAAAUCAUUUGUGCAUAUGGCGGGUGAGCAUUCUUGAUUUUCUAUUCAUCUUUUAAGAAAGAUGGAGGUUACCAUUGCUAACCUCUGAAACCCCCUAGUCCCCUGGCCGCCAUACUGAUCCAGCACCUUUAAUACC